Messenger RNA from Aedes aegypti (yellow fever mosquito), 2461 nucleotides. Its product is annotated as nucleolin-like. The transcript is spliced from 4 exons. The coding region runs from base 476 to 1711 and encodes 411 amino acids. The record is from RefSeq and is a predicted model, not a curated record. NCBI's taxonomy places the organism in Eukaryota, Metazoa, Arthropoda, Insecta, Diptera, Culicidae.
UGACUUGGAACAAGAGAGGUGAAGGCAUACGAUCUAACAUCCGCUCAAAACCUUACCAACUUGCCUAGCUGGUGAGAGAUAUUGUGAAGGAAAUAAGAAAAGAACGGAAUAGUCGAUAUUUGUAACACAUUUUUUCUGAAGACGUUGAACGAGUAACAUCAUUUCGGCACCUUAAACAUCACCAACAGUAGAAACAAUAUCCAGAGGGAGUGAAUGAGACGGCGAAGCUCAGUGAGAUCACCGUGAGGUGUGGUACAGAUUCAACGGACGGAGCUGCAGAGCGGGGGAAAGAAAGUGGCCGAACAACAAAAAUCACUUCCAUCAUACAAAGUUUUCAUUAAGAGUCGAAGAAGUGGAAAAAGUUCAGUCAGUCGCGCAGAGUGAUCGGACGAAGAAAGUCGUGUUUUUGUCUGCUGGAAAGGAACGUGCGUGUAGAACAAUUAGUUCAUCGGUAGAUUAAGUAAAAAAAUUAAAAAUGAAAGUCACAUUUUUGCUUGAACUUUUAUUGAUUCUCAUUAUAAUCGCUUUUGCUGCCUCAGCACCAGUAGAAGAGGGACGAAAUGCGCGGAAGGGUGCCUUAGUUCACCGACAAGCCGCUGAUGAUGUGGCGGAAGUUGCAGCAGUAGAGGUGGCCCCAGUUCCAGUUGUCCCAAUUUCUGGUGGCGAUGAUGACGACGACGACGAUGAUGAUUCAGACGAAUUCGAUCUAGGCGACGAUGAUUCGGCUGAAGACGAUGAUGCCGAUGAUGACGACGACGAUGAUGAUGAUGAUCUGAUUGGAUCAGUUGAAGAUGAAAUCGACGAUGAUGAUGAUGACGAUGACGAUGAUGAGGAUGAAGCAGCCUCAGCAGCCGUUGCUCCAGCAGGCCCAGUAGUUCUUGAUCAGCAGAAACAGUCGGCUGUUAGUCAACCCGCUCAGCCAGUUGCUGCCGUAGAUGAAGAUGAAGACGAUGAGGAAGAUGAUGACGAUGAGGAUGACGAUGAUGAUGCAUUGUCUUUUUUCGGUGAAGAUCUUCUAGGAGCCUUCGAUGACGACGACGAUGACGAUGAUGAUGAUGAUGACGACGAUGAUGAGGAUGUCGCUGUUGCCCCAGCUGCUCCAUCUGAUGCUCCCGGACCAGUUGCCCCAUCCAAAAAGAAGAAGAAGAAGCCAGUCCCAGUCAAGGAACCAGUUGCCGCCAACACCCAAGCUCUCCUCGACCUUGCCGACGCUGCCUCUGCCCAAAACGAAAUCGACGCUCCACCAAAGCAGAAACCAGAGGGAAUCGAUGUGAACAAUGAAGUGAACAAAAUCGUGGAAUCUCUUGCUGCUCAAAAGGCUGACCAGAACGCUCAACCAGCAACGGAAGCAGCUACUGAAGAGGAAGACGAAGCAGAAUACGACGAGGGCUCCCCAGAAAAGGUACAAUCAUUAUCCUCUGAUAAUAACAAAGUUGACGUUGUUGCCGCUCCUGCAGCUGUGACUGCGACGAAACCGACCAGUGACGACGACGACAUCUUUGAAGGUAUCACCUCUCUAGUGGACGAUGACGACGAUGACGAUGAUAGCGAUGAAGUGACCGCACAGAAAGUUGAUCAAUCUGCCGCAAACAGUGACACUGAGACGCAACCUGAGGACGCCGAAGACGAUGACGACGAUGAUGACGAUGAGGACAGCGAUGAAUUGAUCGACGAAAGUGCUGUAGAAGAAAUCGCUGAAUCUGAUGUGUGAUCAGACUGAGAAGAGACAAACAACUCAAUAUCCUGUUUCAUUUUCCACUCUCAAUCUACAGAUCAGAACUUUUCAGGAGAAGUAUAAAACUUACUUGCUUUGAAACUCCUGAGCAGCUCUACUAGAAUGAAAGUUUUGCGUUUUCAAAGUUAGUUAGAAAUUGAAGACAUUUCAGAGUCAAACGCCAAUCUUCUAUGGUUAGUUUCAAUCAUUCUAAGUAAUACUGACUAUUGCUAAUGCCAACACAAAAGAAAUCUGAGAUGGAAAUUGAUAACCGUUAUUGAAUUGUUCAACUUUUCAAGCAGGUGGUAUACAUCAAAAACUCUAGGGAUAAUCAGAAAGCAAAAUUAGCGAGAGCACAUGAGAGAAAUAAGACUCUUAUAUCAAGGGCUCGCGAACAGACAAACACGCGCGAAGUCAAAUUCCCACCCACUAACAGCUGCAAGUCUUCGAUUUACGAAGAUUUUAUUACAUGUAAAAUCAGUAUAUUUCUCAAUGAACGGUAAAGCAAAAGCCAUCAACAAUUAAGACCAUGUAAAAGACAAGUACUCGACACCAGGACUGUUGUCUUAGCGGACGUUUAGUGUUAGGGUAAUUUAUUUAUGUAUUUAUUUAUUUAUUUAUUUAUUUAAUUUAUUGAAAUGUAAAAAGACGAUUGACUUACUACAUUGAGAAAUAAAAUACAUGAAAAUGUCCCGACGCAAAUGAAAUUAUGAAAGGAAGCGAUGAAUAAACCAGAUCGAAUGAAAA